Molecule: messenger RNA, 268 nt
Organism: Staurois parvus
Lineage: Eukaryota; Metazoa; Chordata; Amphibia; Anura; Ranidae
Source: the annotation of a GenBank genome assembly
UUAAAAUUGCACUUACAUAAAACCAUGUGUAUGGCACUUUAAAUCCCAGCAAAAAAGCAAUUUCUGUCAAGCCCCGUCCUACACGUUUUGGCAUCUGAUCUCAUCAGGAGCUGUGGAUGUUCUGGAGGAGUUUUCUUGCAAACGAUAAUCUAGAGGUGUUUCCACUAUGGAGUCUGUCAUCAGCAUAUAGAGGUGUUAAGACCACACAGACGGCCAUCUGUCCUGCAGGAGAGCGCUGCAACAUCUUCUGUGAUAUUUGACCUACCAU